Diachasma alloeum is the source of this 621-nucleotide messenger RNA. RefSeq lists its product as uncharacterized. Bases 1 to 621 code for a protein of 206 amino acids. Lineage: Eukaryota; Metazoa; Arthropoda; Insecta; Hymenoptera; Braconidae. The record is from RefSeq and is a predicted model, not a curated record. The transcript has a single exon.
AUGCCCGAUAGUGUCGAGGUGCGCGAAGCUGACAAUGGAGCCCCGCUCCAACGCGUUUCGAUACGAUGUCCCGCCUUCAAUGCCAAACGUCCAGCGUUAUGUUUCGCCCAGCUCGAGGGACAGUUUCAUCUAUCUGGGAUUAACGAUGAAGUAACGAGGUAUUACUAUGCCUCGUCUCAUCUCGAUCCCAAGGCCGCUGCUGAGGUGCAGGAUAUCCUCCUAAAUGUGCCUGCCGAGACACCGUACAUACGUCUCAAGGAGGCGCUCAUCGAACGCCUUACGCUUUCCCGGGAUGCACGACUCCAGCAGCUGCUCGACCGAGAGGUAUUCGGUAACAGGAAGCUCUCGCAAUUCCAGCGUCAUCUCAGGAAUCUCGAGGACACGGUUCCAGACAACAUUUUACGCACCAAGUGGCUCAGCCGACUGCCGAUGACGACCCAGUCCAUCCUGGCAUCACAAGCGGACAUGGCUCUCGACAGGCUUGCAACACUCGCCGACAAACUGCACGAGAUCGCAUUGCCGGUAGCCCACAUCAAUGACGUCCAAGAGCCAACGUCCUCGCCCUCGAGACACGCUUUUCUCGUCUCGAAGCCGAAAUCUGCGAGCUGGCAUCAGCCCUAA